Hyla sarda is the source of this 2114-nucleotide messenger RNA. RefSeq names its product acid phosphatase 6, lysophosphatidic (gene ACP6). The record is from RefSeq and is a predicted model, not a curated record. Gene Ontology annotation, molecular function: phosphatase activity. NCBI's taxonomy places the organism in Eukaryota, Metazoa, Chordata, Amphibia, Anura, Hylidae. The coding region runs from base 256 to 1524 and encodes 422 amino acids. Gene Ontology annotation, biological process: dephosphorylation. The transcript is spliced from 11 exons.
GCGCUUUGCAUCACGGUCAUUGUAGUCCGCCCGGGAACAGUCGUCGUAAUACUUCUGGGAAGUGGAGACUACAACUCCCACAAGUCACCAGAGAGUUAACCCGUCUAUACUGGAGUGCAGUGCUGAUGGUGUAACACAGGGAGAAAAGAAAGUGACAGCGCCAGGAGCCGGUAAUCCCCCUACAGGAAGCCCCCACUAGGACUGCCGUCAAGUGAGGGUGAGCUGCCCCUAACACACCGCCACUCGGUGCACACAAUGAACAUCUGGGCUCGCGCUGGACUCGUGGGCUCCAUCUCUUACUACUUACACAAGAAGAGGACGGCACUUGCUGAGCUCGGAAGGGGUGCUGGGCAGCUGGGCACGGAGGACCGGGACUAUGAGCUGAAGCUGGUACAGGUUGUCUAUCGUCACGGAGCCCGGACCCCCCUGAAGCCCAUCCCUCACAAUGAACAGGUAGAGUGGUCGCCAACUCUCCUGGUGACCCCAGAACACACCAACUUUACUUACACGGUGACAGAUCUGGUUGGAGGACCCAAACCCCCCUCCCCGUUUGAGGAGCGAUACAGAUCUCACCAGCUGAAGGGUGGCACCUUUCCUGGGCAGCUCACCACUGUAGGGAUGCAGCAGAUGUUCUCCCUCGGGGCCAGGAUGCGGAGGGACUACGUGGAAGAGCGCAAAUUUCUCUCACCGGUUUUUCAGCCAUCCGAGGUCUACGUCCGCUCCACUAACAUAGUUCGUAAUCUGGAGUCAACAAGGUGUUUACUGGCCGGACUGUACCAGCAGCAACAAGAAGGACCUGUCACUAUAGUAACAUCUGAUGCUGAAAGUGAAAUCCUCUACCCCAACUAUCAAGGCUGCAAGGGGCUAAAACAUCUGACCAGUGGCCGGAUGUCUCGCGCCUCCUCUCAGCCGGGAAUGACUGAUGAACUGAAGAAACUUCAGCAGGAGCUUAAUAUCGAUGACGCAAAGCAUGUGGACUUCUUCCUGCUGCUGGACAACCUGCUGGCCGAACAGGUACACGGCUUCCCGUUCUCCCUACAGUAUGAAAACCACCUGCAGCAGUCCGAGCAGAGAGCCAUCGAUAUUGUGUCUUACAUAAUGGGAGCCGAUAACAGAGAUGUUCUGAAGCUGAGCAUCGGGCCCUUCCUGUACGCUCUACAGAGCAACAUGCUGGAGACGGCGAAACGUUCUGCGGAGGACACACAGGCCAGGAAGCUCUUCCUCUACGCCUCCCAUGACGUCACGCUCAUACCUCUUCUCAUCGCCCUCGGGGUCUUUGACCAGAAGUGGCCGCCAUAUUCUUCGGACAUAACCUUGGAACUGUACCAGCACCGGCCUUCUAAGGAAUGGUUCGCCCGGCUCUGCUACAACGGGAAGGAACAAGUGGUGAAAGGCUGCAGCACCGGGCUGUGCCCCCUCGAUGAGUUCCUCAAUGCUCUCUCAGAGUUUGCUCUUAGUCCAGAAGACCAUAGGACACUGUGUAACGUUAUUGAAACGGAAACUGAUGACCGGGCCAAGGAAUAACCUCCCACCAUCUCAUUGUUCGAGUCUACACAAGUCCACUUACCUUCUAAAUACUUAUAUCGGUGUUUCCCGAACAGGUUGCCUCCAGCUGUUGCAAAACUGCAACUCCCAGCCUGCCCUGACUGCAUUUGGUUACAAGCAGCUUUGUCCUCCCCUAGCAGAUUAACUCAUCAGAUUAAAGCAGCACAGCGGCCUCCAAACUGUAUACCUCCAGCUGUUGCAAAACUGCAACUCCCAGCAUGCCUGGACAGCCGAAGGCUGUCCAGGCAUGCUGGGAGUUGUAGUUUUGCAACAGCUGGAGGCACCCUGGUUGGGGAAAUACUGACAUAUUUUAUGGCUGGCUCUCAUUAUUCAUGGUUCUGUUUUCUACUGCUGCAGGUUCAGUUCAGUGUCUGUGCGCAGACUUACAUUGUAGCGCCUUCUCUACACAUAGAAAGUAAGUGCCCCCUUUGCAUUAUGGGAGCAUAAAUAUGCUGUCAGGAGGUGUGUGUGUCUGACAGCAAGCUUUGAUGACUGUUUUCAAUAAUAACCAAGAGAAUUGCAAAUGCAGCUCUGAGGGUACAACACAAGCUGUAACUCAGGAUAUAUUU